GGCCGAUAUCAUUACCCGAUCUUUCAUACAAACCAAAGCUUCUCUUCUUUUCCCUUCGAUUCGAUUCGAUUCGAUUUCGCCGCUGUUUGUGAGCUCACUCUGAAUCUGAAAUGGUUUGAUCUCCAAAAAAGCGGGAACCGGCAGCUUCCUCGGAAAUGCAAUUCCACGCGAUAUCCUUUACCGUCUCUCCUAGAAAUCUGGAUCGAUCUCGCGGAGCUUAAUCAAUCUUAUUCCCAGCUCCGAUCCUCGUUUUCUCGUGAGCGGCGAAGCUGGGCUUGGAAUGACAGGCUUAUAAACAGCUUACUGGAGAUAUUUAUAACAAGAACUUACUUGCUGUUUGGGAUUGCAGACAGCCGAGAGUCUCUCCGUUCUCAAUACAUGACCCGAGCUCGACACGGAUAUAUUUGUUUCAGAAAAAUAAAGCGUAGUUGCACCUCAUGAUCAUCCAUUUUGUUUUGCUGGCAGUUCAGGAGUUUAGUUACAAUAACUAAUCAACUCUGUGGAAUGUUUCUCGUUUCCUUCUGCAGGAUCGAUGUUUUGACCAACCCUGGCAGUAAUUUAGAAUGCUAAAAGCUGUCUGAGUAAUUCCAUGGCACGGCCAUUAACUUUUAAAGAAUUUAUUGCCUCCAGUUAAAAGCAGACCGGUUGGUCUAAUGGAAGAUCAAAAGUCUAGCUUAAGCAGAAAUUCUGAUAUUGCUAGUGUCGUUCCCGGGAAAAGGGCCCCUACAAGAACAUUGGUUGCUUCAAGACCAAAAGCUUUUCCUGGGGGUGCUUACAAGCACAUAGCUUCUCUAAGGCAUGGUGAAAUAGGAAGUGGCGUGGUUGGUCGUGCAGCAUUCUUUUUGCUCAAAGUUGCAGCAUUAGAAGGUUUUCGAAGGCUCUCUAAGGCAAAAUGUCCAUUCGCUUGGCGUGGUCUUCAAGCUUUGCAGCUUCUUUGCUAUCCUCCUCUGAAAUGGAUUCAGCAUUGGGCUCCAUUUAGAGGUUUGAUAAAAACCAUGCAGGCACUAUCGCGGCCUUUACUGGUCCUUUCAAUUGCUACUGCAUUCUCUGAUCAUGAGGAAUCUAGCAGUGAGAACUCAGAAAGCAACAGUGAUUCUCAGUCAUACUCAGAUGUGAGUUUGGAUCCAGUCUCUGUACAGUCUGCUUCGGAUACAAGGUGCAUCCUCUGCAAUGAAGCUCCUCGAGUAGCUUCUGAAAAUUGGUUAAUCUGUCUACAUAAAGAACUGCAAAAUCAGGGAAUUAGCUUGCCAGAUAGAAUCAAUGAUGAUGAACUUCGUAGGUUUUAUGUUGCCGCAAAUGGUGACUUUUCAUGCCUCUUGUCAUCAGUUAAGAAGACAGUUCGUUGGAGAGAUACCUACCGGAUUCUUACUGAGGAUGAACUAAAGAUGUGGUCUGAUAUGCUUUUCUGGCAUGGAUUUGAUGUCAAGAAUCGGCCUUGUCUUAUUGUGCGGCUUGGGCGAGCUUGCUUCAGUGUUCCCUCACAUGAGAGACCCCGCUUUGCUCAAGCAGUCAUAUCUCAAGUGGAACAUGGAGUUCUUAGCUUAGUUGAUGCAGAAAACGGUCAAAUUACAGUUCUGGUAGAUUGUGAAGGAUUACCUCCAUAUAGAAUCCCCAUGCAGAUGUUGCGAUCCUGCUUUUCACUUCUGCAAGAUCAUUACCCCAAUCGGCUUGGUUGUUUAUUUGUUAUAAGGCUUCCCCCAGUAGUGCGGGUUAUUGCUCAGACUCUCAUCCAAGUUCUGAGACCCACUACACGAGAAAAGCUGAGGAUUGAAGGAGAGAUGUAUCUGAAAGUUCUGUCCGAGUGCCUUCAGAUGCUGCCAGCAUAUCUUGGUGGGAAAUGUGGUUGCGAGAAAUGCAGAAAUCCUGGAAAUCAUAGUAUGCACCCUUUUUCAGAUGGUCCCAGUUGGUCAAACUCAAUGCCCGAUGGUAGCGAGAGAGAGGGCUCCGAAGAUCUUGCUCCGAACUAUUUGAUGAAAGAAUCUGACAUGGACUCGGAAGAUACUUUCAACCAAGUUGUGAGAACUUUUAUGAUUGCUGUCCUCAUGCUGUGGCUGCUUGUUGCUUUAAUUGCAGGGUUAUAUGAUCCCGAGAGUCGUCCCUUUGCAGCACCCUGAGAUAAAGGUCCCUCAAUUAGUUUCCUUGGGUCUAGGGCCAUUUUUGUAUUUGAUUUAGGCUGGCUUUAUAUAUACGAGUUGAUGGAUUUUGCUGUUAAUAGCUGUUGGGUACUGUAAGUAUAGCUUGGCUAUCUUUCUUACCUUCUCAGUUGAAGAAGAGUUUGGUAAAGCUAAUAAUGCGGUAAACUUAUUGAGGUGAUGACUCAAAUCAUUAUUCUUAAAAGGGAAUUGUGGUGACGAAGUUAGCUAAAUUUUAUUAUCAUGUAAGUCAUUCAUGUAGUCCGAGGAGAAAACAUGGGAUACCUCCCUACAAGAUCUUCACAAUGAGUGAGUGAAGCAAAAUAUGAAAUGCGAUCUGAGACCAGGGAGAUUCUUUUGUUAUGUCUAAUGUUAAAGUAGGAACAGAAGGACCACGCGGAAGACAGACAAGAGCCGGACUGGUCGAUCUGCAGGAGGUCACUCUUGAGGACUGGGCUGAGCUAAUCAGUUAGGAGGCGUUUGGUUUCAGAGUAACUUUGAUUUUGAUUUUGA
Molecule: messenger RNA, 2645 nt
Organism: Punica granatum (pomegranate)
Lineage: Eukaryota; Viridiplantae; Streptophyta; Magnoliopsida; Myrtales; Lythraceae
Source: RefSeq, a predicted model, not a curated record